Molecule: messenger RNA, 386 nt
Organism: Ooceraea biroi (clonal raider ant)
Lineage: Eukaryota; Metazoa; Arthropoda; Insecta; Hymenoptera; Formicidae
Molecular function (GO): nucleic acid binding
Source: RefSeq, a predicted model, not a curated record
AUGUGCUGUUACCUAAUUCAACCCCUGCUACUAUUAUAUCAGGGAACACAUUUUCGACAUUUGGACAUACCGCAACUUCACACUCGUCAUUUCUUAGAAUACAAAUAUUAUGAAGAACACAACAAGCUAAUAUUACUUGAGAAUGUGACUGGACAUAGCUUUCUAGAGUUAUUAAGAGACCACUUACCCACUUUACUUGAAGAAGUCGAUUUGGAGACAAGGCGAAGAAUGUGGAUUCAGAUGGAUGGUGCGCCACCACAUUUCGCACGAAACAUAAGACAUUUUCUGGAUCAAAACUUCAACGGGGUACGUGAAAAAUUUGGUGUUCGAACGGGAACCGACGACAAGGGAAGACAUGAUCGAACGAAUUCGAAUGGCUUGUAGAG